Messenger RNA from Bombina bombina (fire-bellied toad), 1026 nucleotides. RefSeq names its product FAM3 metabolism regulating signaling molecule D (gene FAM3D). The coding region runs from base 74 to 664 and encodes 196 amino acids. The transcript has 8 exons. The record is from RefSeq and is a predicted model, not a curated record. NCBI's taxonomy places the organism in Eukaryota, Metazoa, Chordata, Amphibia, Anura, Bombinatoridae.
UGCACGAGUUUUAGUUGUUGUAUUCACACUGCUGGCAACGUGGUAUAUUGCAGAGACUUUUUUCUCCUCAACGAUGGAGAUGAAGAACAUUAAACGCUUUUUAGGUGAAAAUUCAGAAGAAAAAGAAUCACAGAAAAAAAUACAUAACAAAUGUAGAAAUGAAAAAACUUGUCCAAGUGGUUACUUUGCAUUUAAAAUUGUAAGCGGUGCGGCAAAUGUUGUUGGACCUUCUAUCUGUUUCGAAGACAAAAUUAUAAUGAGUGGUGUGAGAAGCAACAUCGGUAGAGGAUUGAACAUUGCAUUAAUAAAUGCUACCAGUGGUGUCGUUCUGAAGACUGGCUAUUUUGAUAUGUAUUCUGGAGACGUAAAAGAAGUUAAAGAUUUUCUGAAGCCUACACAAGAUGGUACCUUUGUAUUAAUAGCCUCAUAUGAUGAUCCAGCAACAAAACUGGACGAUGAAACAAGGGACAUGUUUACCGGUUUUGGAAGCAGUUAUGCAAAGAAACUGGGAUUUCGAGACAGCUGGAUCUUCCUUGGAGGAAAAGGUCUUAAGGCAAAAUCUCCCUUUGAGCAGCACAUCAAGAAUGACAAAGAAACAAACAAAUAUGAUGGAUGGCCUGAGGUUAUUGAAAUGGAAGGCUGUGUCCCACAAAAGAAAAUCUAAGGACAUUUUUUUUAUUUUAGUUUGCACUUGAUGCUAAAUUACAUUCUUCUGAGGGCAAUUCUUUUUCACCAAAAUGCCCCAAAACUACUUGAUAUUUCCAACCAAAGACAGUGGUGCCGUACUUGAGGACUUUUUACAUCUUGAACUGUCUAGUGGAAUCUAGAGCCAGAUUAUUUAUAUGCUAUGUACAUAUUCUUUUAUUUAAUAAACAGGAAUGGCAAGGGGUCUGGGAGAAAGAUGUCAUAAAAUGUCAGAAAGAGCUUUGUCAUAAAAUCAUUGGGGGUUUUAUUAUUCAAGGAUGUCACGUGUUACAGAAUGGAUGACUGUUGGCUUUUUAAAAUAAAAAAUGGUGAUAAAAACAA